AUGAAUGCUUCUACCAUCACCAUCCUUGCGGGUCUCUCUCUCCUCUUCAUAACAACGCUCACAAAUAAACAAGUGGAAGAGAUCCCUACCAGUUGUACCCGUGUUGCUGGGAAAAACCAUAUCAAACCAACACUUCGUGGAGCUCUUCAUAUAAUCAUGAAAAAGAAGAGCAAAUUUUUUCGCAAAUACGAUUGCCUUCUCGAAAAACAAGCUGAGGUAAUCCUAAACAACAAUUUUAAACUCAAGGAUGACAGAGUGGGCUGUGAUGGCCAGUCACCUCUAAUAAGGGAAUAUGAAAGGAAUAAAACAGGGAAUGGGAGAAAGCAUAAGAUCUUCAGCGAAGGUAUUAAGGAGUGGAUGAAAGAAUUUAACAAGACCAAAUGCUUUGGAAUAUAUGGAUGCAGCUUAAAAGAACUUAACACCUCUUUCCAUUUUGCUUGUGCUUUUCUUUAA
Molecule: messenger RNA, 453 nt
Organism: Necator americanus (New World hookworm)
Lineage: Eukaryota; Metazoa; Nematoda; Chromadorea; Rhabditida; Ancylostomatidae
Exons: 5
Coding region: 1-453 (150 amino acids)
Source: RefSeq, a predicted model, not a curated record